AACACUUAAGCAUUUCGUGUCUUUAUUUUGUGGUUGAAAUUAACUUACUUACUUUUAUGACAGCUAGCCAAUAUGCAACACCCCCACAACAUAUCCACUUCUUUUAUUGCUUCAAAAUUUCAAUCCAUUUCCAUCUUCACCACUCAAAUGCCUGCUACCCCUCUCUUCUUCUUCUUCUUCUUCUUCUUUCCACACCUUUAAUUAAAAAUAAAAAAUAAAUAUUCAGUUGAGAGUACUAACUAAUUAGACAUGUCACUAGCUCCAUCACUUCCCCGCUUUAACUCUCCAUUUCUUUCUUGCCCUCUUAAGCUUUCCACAACUACUACUCCCACCACUUCUUAUUUUUCUUCCCAAAAAUUAUCCAGAAGUAAUAAUCAACGCUCACCACCGUCUUAUCCAUGCAUUAGGGCUUUGGAUCUCGAUCAAAACACGGUUGUGGCAAUAUCAGUUGGGGUCGUUAGUGUUGCAGUUGGUAUAGGCGUUCCCAUCUUCUAUGAAUCCCAAAUCGACAAUGCUGCGAAACGAGACAACACUCAGCCAUGCUUCCCAUGCAGUGGUUCAGGCGCCCAAAAGUGCAGAUUUUGCUUGGGAAGUGGGAAUGUAACAGUGGAGCUUGGUGGUGAUGAGAAAGAAGUGUCUCGAUGCAUCAAUUGCGAUGGUGCUGGUUCCUUGACAUGCACUACGUGUCAGGGUUCUGGGAUUCAACCUCGGUACCUUGAUAGGAGAGAAUUCAAAGACGAUGACUGAUGUGAAGUGUGAAGUCCCUAGUAAGAAGCUAUUUUCGGCUAUUUAUUGUGACAACAAUUGAGAAUAUCGAGCAAGUUUUUGCAUUACUCUUAUUCUACACUUGUUUAUAAUUAUAUGUGUUUCUUUGCCUCUGUUUUUCUGGAUGUUUUCCUGUCUUUUUGUCAAAGUUUUGUUUAUGUUUUUCUUAAAAAAGAAAAAUAUAAUCUUGGCUGUUCUUCAUGAAGUGCUAAUUAUAAACCAAUGGCUUACAGCAA
Messenger RNA from Cannabis sativa, 1001 nucleotides. RefSeq names its product protein SPA, chloroplastic. Bases 250 to 747 code for a protein of 165 amino acids. The transcript is spliced from 5 exons. The record is from RefSeq and is a predicted model, not a curated record. NCBI's taxonomy places the organism in Eukaryota, Viridiplantae, Streptophyta, Magnoliopsida, Rosales, Cannabaceae.